Messenger RNA from Bufo bufo (common toad), 2824 nucleotides. RefSeq names its product zinc finger DHHC-type palmitoyltransferase 13 (gene ZDHHC13). The coding region runs from base 65 to 1912 and encodes 615 amino acids. Gene Ontology annotation, cellular component: Golgi membrane. Gene Ontology annotation, molecular function: protein binding; palmitoyltransferase activity. The record is from RefSeq and is a predicted model, not a curated record. Gene Ontology annotation, biological process: protein palmitoylation. The transcript is spliced from 17 exons. Lineage: Eukaryota; Metazoa; Chordata; Amphibia; Anura; Bufonidae.
UAACCAGGAAGUAGCUGCUUGUGGUGACAGUGGGAGCGGUCUGAAGCAGGAGCCCCGAGUCAUCAUGAGCUCCCCGUGUAAAUCUCCCCAUUCUCACGGUCACCAGCACAGUCACCACCAUGCAGGACAACAUGGCGGCCCACGAGAGGACCGUGAGGUGUCAUCCCAGCAAGCGGUGGAGGAUUACAGCAGCUGGGAUAUUGUAAAAGCCACACAACACGGAUUGUUGGAUCGAUGCAGAGAACUGAUUGAGGCUGGUUAUGAUGUUCGGCAACCAGAUAGCGAGAACGUGACUCUCCUGCACUGGGCGGCCAUUAAUAACAGGCUGGAGCUUAUAAAGUACUUAAUCUCCAAAGGGGCAAUUGUGGACCAGCUGGGAGGAACGUUAAACUCCACGCCGCUCCACUGGGCCGUCAGACAAGGACACCUCCAGACUAUUAUACUGCUGAUGAAAUACGGUGCAGACCCAAAUCUGAUAGAUGGAGAAGGGUAUAACAGCGUUCACCUGGCCGUCCUCUACCAGCACCUGCCCAUCAUAGCUUAUCUGAUUGCAAAAGGACAGGACAUCGAUAUCCCCGAUAUGAAUGGAAUGACGCCGCUCAUGUUGUCUGCACAGAAAAUCAUUGGUAUGGAACCCACCAGUUUCCUUUUGAAGUUGAACCCGUCCUUGAAUCUCGCUGACAAGAUCCACCGGAAUACAGCGCUGCACUGGGCGGUCUCCUCCGGCAAUGUGAAUGCCGUGGAUUUGCUUUUAGAGGCCGGAUCGAGUUUGGAUGUGCAGAACGCCAGGGGGGAGACGCCUCUUGACCUUUCCCGACAAACCAGAAAUCACCUAAUCAUCCAUAUUUUGACAAGUGAAGCCAAUUCAAGAUCAGGACGGAAUUCUAGAGCCUCAAAGAUCCUACAGAAAUACGAGAUCUCAUUGGUGACGAUGGUCUGCUUGUCUCUCCUGGGGGGCAUCGGAUACAUUCUGAACAUGAAUACAGACUCCUGGCUCUUAAAGGGGACGCUCCUCGCUCUGGUCACAGCCGGGUCUCAGCUCUUCACCAGGCGGCUUAUUGGUCCAUCCAGUCAGAAGCACCUGCCCGCCAUCUUCUUCAUCAGUUCCAUUUUCUGGAUGUUCAUGACGUGGUUUAUCUGCUUUCUGCCUGAUUUGGCUCAAGCAACUGUCCAGGUGCCAUUUGUGAUCAGCGUCUUUCUGCUUUUGUAUUAUUUCUACAAGACGUGGAGAACAGACCCCGGAUACAUCAGGUGUUCGGAAGAGGAGAGGAAACAGACCAUUAUCGCACUUGCUGACUCCGGGUGCCUGGACAUCAGACUGUUCUGCACGUCCUGCCUGGUGAAGAAGCCGCUCAGGUCGAUGCACUGUCAUGCCUGCAAUGCCUGUGUGGCUAAAUUUGACCAGCACUGUAUAUGGACCGGGCAUUGUAUAGGUGCAGGGAACAAUCAUUACUUUGUGCUCUUCCUCUUCGCCCUUGUGGUCAUGGGGCACUGGAUGAUGUACGCCUCCUCCAUAUUUUGGGUCAAUCAGUGCUCCAGCAAUCUACAGAAGGAUGGCAUUCUAGGUUUCAUCGGAGAGAUUAUAUCGUGUUCCCCAUGGGUUCUGUAUAUCUUCAUCCUUGUGUGUUCUCUCACAGUGUGGUCCACAAUGAUGCUUAUACUGCAGAUAUACCAGGUCACAUUUCUGGGUCUGACAACUCAAGAAAGAUUCACUCUCCAAAUGCAGAACAGAUUCAGUAAGCAAAAAGUGUCCCUGCGGAGAUCUCCCUUCAACCGCGGCUGUAUCCAGAAUCUGGCAGAUUUCUUCCAUUGUCAGUGUUUCGGGUUGAUAAAAAGCAAUCCCGUAGACUGGACGCAGCAAUUCCACAACAUCUUCCAGGCCUCCAUGAUGAAGAGAGCCCAGUCUGUGUAGAGGGAUCUCGCGUGACCCGGAAGCCAUUCAGUGCCUACUAGUUACCACUAUCCCCCAGGUGAUGCCCUAGGACAGUAACACCUGGGGGACCCUUGUAAAGACCACCCUCCGGAAGGGACCUGCAGAACACCCUGCUGUGCAUGGACAAGAUGCGGAUAAGAUUCUCCAGACUUUCCCAGUGAAACCUGUGUGCAGAUCGGCUCAGCUGGAUAUUUCGGAGCAGUGCUAGGUGUGUGUAUAUAUGUAUUCCUUCCUCAUUCCACCCUUUACAGAUUUUGUAUAAAAGAACAAGACAACAAUGUAUGUAAAAUCCAGCGCUUUACUCGUGCACUGAUGGGACCACCCCUUUAAGUUUGCGUACGCUACCUGGACGGCGUCUCUGAUGUUUAGUUUUAGUUUUUUUUCUUCAUUGACUAAUUUAACCUAAAAGAAUAAAAGGUAAGAGAGGCAGCUGCUCCUCCAGGACUGAAGAGGGCGACGUGAUCCAUUAGCUUUUUAGUUGGACAGUCCCAAUUCACAUAGGGUUUGAUGACAAUCUUUUUGUCUGUUAGGCCCAGCAGAGCACAUGCCGGGUUAGAUGUUAACCUGUCGUAUGCUGCUGCUGGAGCUUAGGGGCUGGAUGAAGAAUAUUUCCAUUCAUUGACAGCAAGUGGAGAUCUCAAACAUUAAGGAAUUGGAUGAAUUACAUUAGAAAUCUGCAAAGUUUUCACUUAAGCUUAAUUUACACAAGAUGGGACAAGGUCUAGGAGUGCAGUGCGACCAGGCUGCGGAAACCACACGUGGGUGACCCCUGUACCUGUACUUGCAACUUAAAGGGUAUGUUAAAAAAAACUAGAAAAAACCCUGAUGCAGAAUCGGCUUCAGGAAUCCAUGUAGUCUUUUGUCUAUUCCCAUCAAGAAUGGACACCUUUU